Lichtheimia ornata is the source of this 261-nucleotide messenger RNA. RefSeq lists its product as uncharacterized. NCBI's taxonomy places the organism in Eukaryota, Fungi, Mucoromycota, Mucoromycetes, Mucorales, Lichtheimiaceae. The transcript has 2 exons. The coding region runs from base 1 to 261 and encodes 86 amino acids. The record is from RefSeq and is a predicted model, not a curated record.
AUGAUGAUGCAUCGUCUGUGUUACAACGUGGGCUUCCAUAUCGAGCGUAAACACCGCCAUCAAACUUUCUCCGUGAGUCAUGCAGCAAGUCACCCAGCAAGGGUCAUCACAAUAUUGGGGAAACAGGGGAAUCAUCCACACUGCCACUUGAAAAAAGACCAUGGACACCUUUACCAUUGUUUAUUGAUCAUCAAUCAAUCAAUCAGAAUGUAUACAAGGUUUUUGUGUAUGUUUUUCAAGUUCCGGAUCGAGCUUUUUUGA